AUGUUUGAUGUGUGCUCUGUUGGGCUUGUAUAUGAGGCAAAAAUCCCUGCCUGGAUAUGGCUGAACAGCGGAUCGAUUAUGGAUUAUAUUGCAUAUCGUAUUGGAGUGCCAAUUAUACCAAGCUAUGUACCGCGUUUUUUGCUUGAAAUAAUCUUCCUAGCCAUGAUGAUGGAGGCUGGUGCUGAGAUGAGCUUCUUGAAAAGGGUUAAGAGUGUGAUUGGACAUGGGCUCACAAAUCUCAUUUGGACAAAACUUGUCGCCGAUCCCGAGACACAGCUUUUUCGCACAUUCGUAUCACCCGAUUUCCCAGAUCUCAUUGACUUGGCAGCAAAAUGUCCACUGAUAAUGGCGAAUACAAACGACCUCUAUGAACUUCCACGACCAACACUCGCAAAAAUUGUGAAUAUUGGUGGUGUGGGCAUGGUCAGUGAGGAAAAGCCGUUAAAUGAAGUUCUCUCGAAGUCUAUUCUUGAUAUCAUUGACCGCAGUGAUGGCGUUGUUCUAUUCUCAUUUGGCUCCGUCGCUCCGAUGUGGAAAAUGCCAACGAGUUGGAAGAAAAUGUUUAUGGCGGCUUUUCAGCGUUUUCCAACGUAUCAGUUUUUAUUGAGAUAUGAAAAGGACGAUAUUAAUGAUAUCCUUCCUCCGAAUGUACACCUAUUCAAGUGGAUGCCUCAAUCCGAUCUUCUGCGGCAUCCAAAAACCAAAGCAUUCAUCACUCAUGGAGGCUACAACAGCUUUCAGGAAGCAGUUCAUACCGGUGUUCCGUGCAUAACAAUCCCUCUUUUCGGGGAUCAGUCAAAGAAUGCUUUGCUUGCCGAACACCACGGCUUUAGCCUCGUUCUGCGAAAAGGAGAGCUUUCCAAAGAAAUAAUUUACAGUGCACUAAAGGAAAUUAUUAGUAAUCCAAGGUACAAGGAAGCCGCCAGUAGAUUAUCAAGAAUGGUGAAACAACAACCAGUUAACCCUACAGAGCUGCUCGUGCGGUGGUCUGAAUUUGUUGCAGAGUUUCAAACGCUUGAGAAUCUGGCUCCAUUUGGGACCAAACUUAAUUUCAUUCAGUACCAUUCACUUGAUGUCAUCGCCUUUUUGCUCACUGUUGCAAUUCUUGUUUUAAUACUUGCUAUAAAAUUGCUCAAAUUUAUUCUAAAAUUGUUGUGGUCUAUUCUGUCUCAGUUAAAAAAGGAGAAGGCUGCGUAA
Strongylus vulgaris is the source of this 1197-nucleotide messenger RNA. NCBI's taxonomy places the organism in Eukaryota, Metazoa, Nematoda, Chromadorea, Rhabditida, Strongylidae. The record is from the annotation of a GenBank genome assembly.